Molecule: messenger RNA, 2677 nt
Organism: Oryzias latipes (Japanese medaka)
Lineage: Eukaryota; Metazoa; Chordata; Actinopteri; Beloniformes; Adrianichthyidae
Gene: oatx
Product: organic anion transporter X
Biological process (GO): transmembrane transport
Cellular component (GO): membrane
Molecular function (GO): transmembrane transporter activity
Source: RefSeq, a predicted model, not a curated record
UCCGUCCAGUCGCCCGUCAGCCUUCAGCUUGUGAGCAGCCACGUCCUCGGCGGCAGAGAAAAGCCUCUUUUCCUGGAGCGCCGGUGGCGGCGGAGGCGGCCUCUGUAAUCCUUUAAGAAGCAUCAGCAGACUGCAGGCCCUGAAACUUCCUACGCUCCUGCAGUUGUUGGUGAGAUGGCCUUCAGCGACCUGCUGGAGGAGGUGGGGGGGUUUGGCCGCUACCAGUGGCUGCAUGUGACUCUCAUCAGUUUGCCUGGUUUGAUGAUGGCAAGUCAGAACCUGCUGAACAACUUUGUCUCAGGAAUCCCUGCCCACCACUGCAGCCUGCCAGCCAACCAGAGCUUGCUCAACCUGUCGCUCUACACUCAGGUUGAUGAGAAGCAGCUCCUAAGAGCUUUCAUUCCUCCAGACCCUUCAGGGAACAGACUAGACCGAUGCACAAGGUUUGUGAAGCCGCAAUGGCACUUGUUAACCACAAACAGCUCUGCCAACAUUAGUGAGCUCCAGACUGAAGGUUGUGUUGACGGAUGGACCUUUGACCAGUCGGAAUUUAUUUCUACCACUGUUUCUGAGUGGGGUCUGGUGUGCUCUCUGCGCCCCCUCAAGCAGAUGAUUCAGUCCAUUUAUAUGGGUGGAGUUCUAACAGGGGCCAUCAUUUACGGCAGCCUUUCAGACAGGUUUGGGAGGCGAUUAGUCCUUAUUUGGUCCUACCUGCAGAUAGGCGUGUUGGGCUGCAGCUCCGUCCUCUCUUCUUCAUUCUCAGUCUAUUGCAUCUUUCGGUUUCUAAAUGGCAUGGCUGUGUCCGGAGUCAUCCUUAAUGGCUUCUCACUAAAGGUGGAGUGGAUCCCAACCAAAACAAGGACAGUAGUGGGCACACUCACAUCCUUUUUCUUCACGUUUGGUCAGAUGAUCUUGGCUGGACUUGCCUAUUGGCUAAAAGACUGGAGGAUGCUUCAGCUUUCUGUCUCUGCUCCUCACUUCCUGUUUUUUGCCUACAGCUGGUGGUAUUCAGAGUCAGCUCGUUGGUUGGUGGUAAACCGUCGGUCUGAAGACGCAUUAAAAAGUCUUCAUCGAGUCGCUCGAAUCAACGGAAAACCCGAAGUUAUCAACAAGCUGACCGUAGAGGUGCUACAUUCUCAUAUGAGAAAAGAAAUCGAGUCCAGUCGAUCGUCCUUUUCAGCGAUCGAUCUGAUGAGGACCAGAGGGAUGCGGCGAAUUUCCAUCUGUCUGGUUGCUGUUUGGUUUUCAACCAGUUUUGCAUACUAUGGCUUAGCAAUGGACUUACAGAAGUUUGGGGUGAGUAUUUAUCUGAUGCAGGUCAUCUUUGGAGCUGUAGAUAUUCCAGCCAAAUUGUUAGCUCUGGGCAUGCUCAGUUACCUUGGGAGGAGGGUAUCUCAGGUGUCCUGUCUUUUUUUGUCGGCUGUCAUCAUCUUUGCCAACAUCUUUGUUCCCACAGACAUGCAGACCCUUAGAACCACCCUUGCCUGCCUCGGUAAAGCCUUUACAUCUGCAUCCUUUACGACAGUCUACCUGUAUACUGGAGAGCUGUACCCAACUGUCAUAAGGCAGACGGGAAUGGGCUUUGUUUCCACGAUGGCAAGAGUGGGAAGCAUGGCAGCCCCUGCUGUCCUGAUCUUGGAUGAGGUCUGGCCUGCUUUACCCAGCAUUGUGUAUGGUGGUGCCGCAGUUCUGGCCAGCGGUUUUGCCUGUUUCCUCCCAGAGACUCUCAACAUACCAUUGCCUGACACAGUCGAGGAUGUAGAGGAAAAAUGGUCAAAAGGAGGAUUCAAUUUUAGACGGAAAGAAGGCGGGUCUGAAAAGGAAGGCGGAGCCCCACUCAGUGACGCAUGCCAGCAUAAAGGGGUGGCCAAUAAGGAGGCGCUUCCCUUAAAAGAACUGAAGGACACAGAAGAAAUUGGUCUUAAUGCUCUCUGACCAAUCAGAUGACUCCACAUGAGGAUCCCUAACGUCCCUGGAACUGAUCAAUCAGAUGUGCAGAGUAGAUCUGUUCAACAGACUUUUUAGUUAUAUAAAAUUACUGAUGAUGCAAAGACAAAAAGCAUCUAAAAAUCUAAAAGAAAAUGUGCAGAAAAGUGAAUAAGCAACAAGUGAUUACAAACUGACUGAUGUAAUGCAUGGAAAAAGAAGCAGACACCAAAAAUGAUAUGGUCGCAUUUUUGUUGAAAUCAAAAUAGCUGCAUUGUUACUGACUAAUCAAACUUGCUCAGACGAUGGUAACAGUUCAAAAUAAAAAUAUUGAUUAAAUCUGAGCAGCCUACGUUUUUGAUUUUCCUGUCUUGUAGAGUGUUAUAAGGCUUGUUUGUCAUUUCACUACUACAGUACAGUACAUGUGCAGUUUUAGGGUCCUAUAGGAUCACUUCAUACUCUUCUUGUCUCACUCAUUUUCAGUUACCCCCAUCCCUGAUCCUGUAGUUAAUUACUGUAUAAAUCAAUCAGUCACAGCCUGUCCUCUGGUUGGAGGACAGGCUGCCCUCUCUUGUAGUCACAGCCCCCCUUGCACACUUACGAGUUCUCCUCUCCCUUUUUGUCUUUGCUUUACCGUACAGUAACUACACUAAAUGUUGUUAACUGUUAGUCACUUAAAAUGAAAUAUAAUUGAGACAAUGUGGCCCAGUUGGAAUUCAUACAUAAUAAAGCUCUGCCUGUUGUUUCAUUC